UUGAUGACUUCACCCAGUCAGAGCCAACGGUCCAGGCUGAGCAGCGGAUCCCUCGUGUAAUGCUGUAAGUUUCAGCUGAACUUUCUGGAACCUCAGAAGAAGGUUUCUGGCUCUGAGCAGAAAGUAGGACACUGAACAUGCUGGCUCUCGGGACGUUUGUUCUGCUGGGACUAAGCUGUCAAGCUGCUCCUUCUGACCCAUGGGGCCAGUGUUCAGCAAGCCGAAAAUGUAAGGACAAGUUUGGAGACGGGUCCUGUGACAGAGACUGCUUGGACCCCGAGUGUCUUCGAGAUGGUUUUGACUGCCUGAAGGACCGGGGCCACUGCAAUCCUGGCCACACCGAGUACUGCCGUGCUUAUUACGCCAGCGGUCGCUGCGAUCAAGGAUGCAACAAUGCCGCCUGUGGAUGGGACGGCAGUGAUUGUUUCAAAGGCCAGAGCCCUCUGUGGGCUAAAGGCACCCUGCUCCUUCACACUAAAAUCCCAAAACAAAAUGCCAGCUUCUCCAUCAGCCCUCUACUUUGGACACUCAGCAGCCUCCUUCAGACGCCGCUCACACUCAGAGGCUCCCUGUCUCUCGCUGCAAGUAUCAACCUGUUUGACCUUGACCCUAAGGAGCUUGCUGAGCUGCUUGCACACCCCUCCCAAUCUGACUCCAAUGGAUUCCUUCUUUUCCUCCAAGUGGACAAUAGGCCAUGCUCCCGCUCAUCUUUAACCUGUUUUCCUUACGCUACCGAGGCGGCCAGUUUCCUACGCGCAGUGAUGCUGCUGAAGCCCUCCACGUUCCCAACCUUCCCAGAGCUUAAGGCCAUCAUCAGCAUCAGAGGGGUCCGAGAGGAAAUAGGAAGCAGAGAGGAGGAAAUGGAAGUCAGAGAGCCGACCCCUGCGUGGAUCUGGGCCGUCAUUGCCAUAGCGAUUGGCCUCCUGCUUGUGCUGCCGCUGGUGGCUCUCUUGGUAAUGAGGAAGGUGAGGUCACAGCGAGCGGAGAGCAAUGGCAACAGCAGCGUCAGGGUCAGACAUCGGCCUAAAGUCACAGAGGACGAGGACAGCAAAGAGAAGGCCUGGAUGCAGCACACAGCGCACCAGGAACGAGUCAAAUCCAGCAGAGAGAAAGAUAAAAUCAGCCUGAGGAAGAAGAAGAAGGCAAAGGAAGCUGAGAAGAAGAGAAGGAGGGAGCCGCUGGGCGAGGACGCCAUCCGAAUGAGGCCUCUCAAAAGGGACCAGGAAGUGGGUAGUGACACAGACUUCACCCAAAGCUCAAUGGAGGACAUCAGCAUGAAUUAUUCCAGGAGACAGGAGGACCCGUCCAUCUGUGACCACAGAAGCCCGGAGCAGAGACACUUUCGGCCUGGAGCCUCCCAGAACUGCAGACCUAUACAGCCUCCAUCUAGAGGAUGGGAGAGGAACGUCAUGCCUCCUCCUCUACUCAGCCCUCCUCAGCAGUCGGCAGAGUGGUGUGGUCCAGAUGGGUCUGUGGUUCUGAUCCGAGCUGUGCGUAGCGGACUGGACAGGGUGGUCUUGGAGCUGCUCCAAGCCGGAGUCCCCGUAAACAACACAGAUCACACUGGGAGAUCAGCCCUGCACUGGGCAUGCUCAGUGAACCACCUCUCCCUGGCCAGGACCCUCAUACGCUACGGGGCCGCGGUGGACCUUCAGGACAAUAAGGGUGAGACGGCACUCUUCAUCUCUGCCCUCCACGGCUGCUACGACACAGCCAGGCUUCUCCUUCUUCACGGUGCCAAUCUGGAGCUGCACGACCGAAGAGGUCGUCGUCCAACUGACGUGGCCAGAGAGGCUAUGCACCACCAGGUCCUGGAGCUCCUCCUGGCUCACCAGAUGCAGAGGGCGCCGGUCCCCGUCAGCCCGGCCAGCGAUGUGAUGUGGGAGGAGCACGCUCUGAUCUACUCUCCAUGGGUCGGACCACAGGGCCUGCCUGGAAGAAGCGCCUCCUUCUCUGGGAUCAUUGGUCACAGAGACAUGACCCCACAAGCACAAAAUGAUUGGUCAGUGGGCCAGGUUCAGUACCCCUCCCCUCAGAACUGGCGGCCACAGCUCAACCAAUCAGCGACUGCGCUCGUUCCCCCAAGAAUCAUGGGCCGCUCCCCUCGACCAAUCAGCACCUUACAGGAGGUGACCUCAGAGGAUGAGGACCGCGACAGGCAUCAGGACGCUCCUCGAGCCACCACGCCUCAUUUCCUGUCGCCACAGCCCGCCCCCCGGCAGCGCUCCUUUUCCUGCACCCAGCAUGCACUGCAGCAUCGCUCCAGCGCCCACCACCCUGAGCCCAACUACCUGAUUGUGACAGACAGAACAGCCAGUGAGCAAAUUGAGCGAGUGCUGGUUUCUCCUCCCCCAGAUGCUCUGAGGGGUGACCAUCCCCGCAGAGCAGAACCAGCAGCAGGGAGUUCUACAAACACAGAGCAGAAACCCAGCGGUGAGAGGUCCAACAGCACCACCGACUCCACUCAAACCAUCCUGUAGGAGACAGAACCCUCUGCUGCCUUAAAUUCCAGCAGAAACAAAGUGUGAUGAAGACUUGGACCCAAAAUGUGGACUCAUUUGUCCACUCGCUCCCCUCCCUCGAGCUCUGGACAGUUUUCUAAUAAAGGUGGAUGCAGUUGUAUUCUUUUAAAUAUACUUGGAACAGUUUGUAUUGUGAUCUCUGCAGCAUUAUUAAAGGAGGAAAAUAAUAGCCUGGCAAGCCAGACUAAAUAAAUUUAUUAUUUAGUCUGGCCACGCUCCAUUGACGGCUCUCGGUUGUGGGGCAGGUUCUACGGUUGUCUUUCAAAUGAUCUCCGCAUGCUACUGGACAAUGAAUGUGACAUACUCUUGUUUCACUCUGUUGCAUCAUCCCACCCACCAGGCAUAUAGAGUGCCCUGAUUGGCCCACAAAGCGGAUAAAGCUCUGUGAUUUGUUCACUAAGCAGAUAGAGCACUAUGAUUGGCCCACCAUUAUGGACCAAUCACAGCUCUUUAUGUGUUUGAAACCCCUCUAGAGAGCUGUGAUUGGCUAGCCAGAGUCCUGGUAGGAGCUGUGGAGGUUCCAAUGGAGCAUGCCUAGACCAAACUUUGCAAAGCAAGAAUUUGGUCUAGUUCACUAGGCUAGGAAAAUAACAGAAUCAUUAAAAUCCUGCUGGGAAGUUAGAUUUUAUACAUUUGAGGCGUAUUUCUUGGAAUGAUUUCCACUUUGCAUUAAACCUGUAACAGAUUAAGAUUAGUUCAGUCGUUCUAAAUCAGAGAUAAAUUAGUAUAGUCUGUCCGUGUGUCGCAGUUCAAACAAAGAGCUCCAUUUGAACAAUACUCUAGUUCACCAGGAUAUUCAGAGAAGGGUUAGAAGAACUGUGCAAAAGUGGAAAAGCUUCUUUAACAUAUAAAAUUAUGUGGUAAUUCUAAACAUGUAAAUCAUAAAUUCUGAUCUUUCCAACCAUUCCUGGUCUUCCUUCAAUUUACCCUGAAAGUAAAACUGACACCGACAAUGGAACAAUACAAACUUUCUAACCAUCCAGGUUUUUUCAUGUUGCUGCUUUUUUUAUGCUUUUUUCAAGUAAUUUGAGAUUUUUGUUUCCUAAUUUCACAAAGAUUUCUGGAUUAGGCUGCAAAUAAAAAUCAUUCAUAAAUAACUGA
Messenger RNA from Nothobranchius furzeri (turquoise killifish), 3623 nucleotides. It is a transcript of the gene notchl, whose product is annotated as notch receptor, like. Gene Ontology annotation, molecular function: protein binding. Gene Ontology annotation, cellular component: membrane. NCBI's taxonomy places the organism in Eukaryota, Metazoa, Chordata, Actinopteri, Cyprinodontiformes, Nothobranchiidae. Gene Ontology annotation, biological process: Notch signaling pathway; cell differentiation; multicellular organism development. The record is from RefSeq and is a predicted model, not a curated record.